Molecule: messenger RNA, 973 nt
Organism: Bombus impatiens (common eastern bumble bee)
Lineage: Eukaryota; Metazoa; Arthropoda; Insecta; Hymenoptera; Apidae
Gene: Aprt
Product: adenine phosphoribosyltransferase
Exons: 5
Coding region: 188-721 (177 amino acids)
Biological process (GO): AMP salvage; adenine salvage
Cellular component (GO): cytoplasm
Molecular function (GO): adenine binding; adenine phosphoribosyltransferase activity; AMP binding
Source: RefSeq, a predicted model, not a curated record
AUUAAAAAGUAAAUCAUAGUUUGUAUCUUGUAACGCAAGAUGACGUUUAUGUUAAUUUUUAACGCAAUAGUGCACGUGUAACCAUAGAAAUCACAUGAUCUCUUAAAUUAAAAUACGUGUAUAUAAAUUUUUCUUUUUAUAUUUUCAAUUCCCAUAAUUUCUUGUUACGUGUCGUUAUCUACUCAAUAUGAAUAAAGACGAAAAAAUUCAAUUGUUACGAGAUGCAAUCGAUAUUUAUCCCAAUUUUCCAAAGCCUGGCAUUAUAUAUCGAGAUAUAUUUGGAGUAUUUCGCAACAUUGUAGCAUUGAGAGCAAUGAAAGAUUUAAUAGUGGAGCACAUUUUAUUUUUGGAAGUUGAUUUGGUUGUAGGUUUAGAUUCAAGAGGUUUUCUUUUUGGUCCAAUCAUAUGCAUGGAAUUGGGAAAACCUUUUUUACCAGUUAGGAAAAAAGGAAAACUCCCAGGAAACGUUGUGCAACAUACUUUUACUCUUGAAUAUGGACAGGAUACUUUUGAAAUACAAACAAAACAUAUAAAAAAAGGUACAAGAGUACUUAUCGUAGAUGAUUUACUAGCAACAGGAGGUUCUAUGCUAGCUGCAAUAAGUUUAAUAAAAUCAACUGGUGCUGAAGUGAUUGAAUGUUUAACAAUAAUUGAAUUAACUGGAUUAAAGGGAAGAGAAAAGCUUGGUGUACCUGUUCACUCAUUUGUUCAAUAUGAUUAAUCUUUCUGAAGUAACAUAAAAUGCACAAUUUUUUAUUUAAAGGGUUUAGACAAUAUAAAGUGCAAUAUUAACAUUCUCAAACCAAGCAUUUAAAUAAAAGAGCAUUUUUAUAACAACAAAACAAUAUUUUUGUAAAAUAAGUCUAUAUAUAGAAAUGUUUUGUUAUUUUGUAAUUCAAUUUAUGAAGAUAUGUCAUAAUACUUACAAAUUAUAAAUAUUGUAUAAAAAUUUUAGUAAAUAUAAAUUAGUAAA